Molecule: messenger RNA, 1885 nt
Organism: Calliphora vicina (urban bluebottle blowfly)
Lineage: Eukaryota; Metazoa; Arthropoda; Insecta; Diptera; Calliphoridae
Gene: Df31
Product: Decondensation factor 31
Exons: 3
Coding region: 282-824 (180 amino acids)
Source: RefSeq, a predicted model, not a curated record
UCGAUCAUCAUUCGGCGUUAAUCAGCGAAGCAGUGAAGACGUGUGCAGUGGUCAGUACAGCAUUUGAAAAAAAAGUACAAGUUAAUUUUUAAAUAAAUAUUUUAGAGUACUCAGCUAUAUUUGUGUGCUAAAAAUCAAUUUUACCAGAAACGAAAACAAAGUUCUUUUUUUAAAAGUGUGACUACAGUUGUGUUUUAUUAAUAUAAACAAUAAAAUACAAUUUUCUAACGUUCUCUUAUAAAUUUUUAAACGAGUUUUUCAACAAAUAAAAUCUAAACAAAAUGGCCGAUGUUGCUGUAGAAAAGAAAGAAACUCCCGUUGUUGAGAAAGUAGCCGCCGAGGAGGUUGAUGCUGGCAAAAAAGAAGUUGCUGCUGAAACUCCCGCUACUGAAGAGGCAACCACCACAGAAAAUGGUGAGGCUUCAGCCGCUGAAGAGAAAAAACCCAGCGAAGAAGCCAAGGAGAACGGUGAUAGCGAAGCUGCCGCAGCUGACAAAACCGAAAAAACAGAUGGUGCUGCUGCUGCUGCCGAAGCUGAAACUCCUGCUGCCACCACCGAAGCUGCUGCUGAAGAAUCUGCGCCAGCCGCCGCCGUCGCCGCCACCACCACUGAAGAAAAUGGUGUAGAAGAACCUGCUGCUGCUGAAGCUAAUGGUGAUUCUACAGAUUCUGCCCCCGCUGAGGCCGUUAAGAGGAAAGUCACCGAAGGUGAGGCUAAAACAGACGAUGCCGCUGAAGUGACACCUGAAAAGAAGGCUAAAUUGGAAGAGACCUCAAAAGAAGAAGUCCAAAACGGUGCGGAGGCAUCUGAAGUAGCGGCUUAAUCUCUUCAUUAAACACACACAACAACCUACCCUCUACUAUAUAUAAUAUAUAUUAAAACAAAAUAACACACACAAAAAAAACAAACAAACAAAAACUAAUUCUAAUAAUUUACUUACAUUAACAUUAUAAAAAAUGAAAAACUUAAAAAAAAAUCCUACAAAAAAAUUACAAAAAGCAAAGAAAAAACCUGUAAACUACCUACUACAAAAAUGAGAAAAACAAACAACAUCAAACAAACAAACCAACAAUCAAUCAACAACAUUAUAUAAAAGAAAAAAAAAACAAUUGAAAAAUGGUGUGAUCUGAUCGCCGGCGAUACAUAUUUUAUUGACGCAAAAGAGCAGCAUCCGAAUAAUUUCAAAUUUCCAAAUUUCAUUUUGAUUAUAAGGUUUUUUUUAUGUAUAAACGUUUUUUUUUUAAACCGAAAUGCAUUGUCAUAUUUUCAUGACGAUCGCAUAUGUAUUAAAAAGAAGAAAAUCCUAUACAUAAUCCUAAGAUAUUACAAAUUACAAUACAAUACAAUCUCCUCUUGUAGAGACAGAAGUUGUAAACAUAUAUUUUGAAAACAGAAAGAACGAAAAGAACAUUUUUAAAUAUUCAUAUUACACACUUUUGUCGUCAUAUCUCAAUUGCAUAUAUUUUAAAUUAUAGUUGUGUAUUAUUCAAUUCGAAUAUUUCUUAUAAAUUCCUGUGCCAGGAUCUGAAAUCUGAAUCCUACAUUUUUCCUUUCGAGUGCUUAGCAUUUCCCUAAGUAAAUAUGUCGGUCAUUGUUUUGUGGCACGUUAUUUUUAAGAAUUACUUUUAGUUUAUUUUUUUAAAUGUCUUUUUAAUCAAGACCUUUUUAAAAUAUAGUUGACUUUCCGAUUUCUUUGUACUAUUUUUUUUUAAAUAAAUAUAAACACAUCAUCAGUUGAAACAACUCACCACUCUACCUACCAGACAAGAAGUAAAAGGCUAAAAAGUUGUAAAAAUAAUAAACAAAUAUAUUUAAACAAAAACAUUCAAUAAAAUACAUUCGAUUGAAAAAUAAAACAAAAAAUAUUUGAAAAAAAAAACUAAA